AUGUCGACAUCCACCAUAAAACUAGCCAUUGUCCUUGCAGGAGUCAGUGCAGCAAUUUCAGCUUCAAUCGCUCCCACGGUGGUGGCUCCGACCACUCUCGACUCGAGCAUCAUGUUGGCUGUCAUGGGACAAGGUGAACUCGACGACCAAAACUUCUCUGUCUUCAAGGCAUGCGUCCAAAAUCUGAACUCUACGUACAGAGCAUACGUAGACGAGGGUGUUCUGGUUUUACUCCCAACCGCAAACCGUACGAUUGACAUCAAGACCACCGACAUGGAUUUAUGGCAAUGUAUUGAGGCCUCAACGAGCACAGUCUCUCUUGCGCUUGAAUCAAGCGAGUUUGACGACGAAGUCCAGGAAACAAGCAUCGACAUCACGGCCAUUGAUCAUGCCAAUGCCGUAGAGAUGGGCGUCACAGGGCAGAUCGUGACUGGUCAUGUUCCCAGUCGCGCUCCAACGAGUGCAUUGGACAAGAGAGAUGCGGGCUAUUUCUACGCGUAUUCAUCCGAUGAGAAUACCUGCAACGGUGAUUUCAACUACUACCACACCCAAGAAUGCUAUGGAGUCGCGAGUGCCUAUUCCUCCACGGCGGCUGGCAACCUAGACCAGUCAGGACCACUUACUCUUUCCACGCAUACUAUUGUUAGCUCUUGCGGGAACAACAAAAGCAAGAAGCUGAUUGUGAGAGAUAUGGGUGGCAGAAAUCUUGAAGUUGUUCAACGGGAGGAAUGGUCUGUGUAUCGGCCAGCGCAAAGAAGCGGUUGCGGGAUGGUGCAAAGCUAUGUUGAGGCUUACACAUCUCUGCAGCCUUAUGUUUAUACAGUCAUUGCAUAA
Molecule: messenger RNA, 834 nt
Organism: Glarea lozoyensis ATCC 20868
Lineage: Eukaryota; Fungi; Ascomycota; Leotiomycetes; Helotiales; Helotiaceae
Exons: 2
Coding region: 1-834 (277 amino acids)
Source: RefSeq, a predicted model, not a curated record